AGUUUUGGUUCAAGGUCAGACACAGUUUUCUGUGGCGUCUUUGACGGCCAUGGUCCAUUUGGACAUAUAGUUGCAAGGAGAGUAAGAGAUGCUCUCCCUCUUAAACUGAAUGCUCAAUGUGAAGUGAAACAUGGAGGUGAUGAGUUAAGACAGAAUAGCAUAAGUACAACAGGAAGCCUGACCUCAGAAGGGACCACAUCUAUAUGCUUAGAAGACGAGUUAAGAGCUUCUAAUGAAUUGGAAGAGGAGCAGCUUCCAGAUGUAUUCACUAAACUGAAGGAGUCAUUCUUGAAGGCAUUCCAGGUCAUGGAUAAAGAACUUAAAUUGAAUCCAAAAAUUGACUGCUUUUGCAGUGGGACAACUGCAGUCACCCUUGUGAAGCAGGGUCAAGAUAUUGUAAUUGGAAAUGUUGGAGAUUCAAGAGCUGUCUUGGGUACAAGAGAUCACAAUGACUGCUUGGUUGCAGUUCAGUUGACUGUGGACCUUAAACCAAAUCUUCCUAGUAUGUAAAUCAUUUUCCUGCUUUGUACAUACUUAUU
Molecule: messenger RNA, 539 nt
Organism: Dendrobium catenatum
Lineage: Eukaryota; Viridiplantae; Streptophyta; Magnoliopsida; Asparagales; Orchidaceae
Product: probable protein phosphatase 2C 33
Exons: 2
Biological process (GO): protein dephosphorylation
Molecular function (GO): protein serine/threonine phosphatase activity
Source: RefSeq, a predicted model, not a curated record